Molecule: messenger RNA, 1875 nt
Organism: Musca domestica (house fly)
Lineage: Eukaryota; Metazoa; Arthropoda; Insecta; Diptera; Muscidae
Exons: 1
Coding region: 72-1832 (586 amino acids)
Biological process (GO): protein processing
Cellular component (GO): plasma membrane
Molecular function (GO): metalloendopeptidase activity
Source: RefSeq, a predicted model, not a curated record
GUCUAUAUUUGAAUUUCGAAGAGAAGUGUGGUCCAGUGCAGCAAAAAAUCAGAGAAUUCUACAAAAAAAAAAUGAAAAUUCUCCUUGCCCAUCUAUUUUUGGUGGUGCUGUCCUUUGGCCUGGCCAGCUGCUCCACAAAGGAUGAAGAUGCCACUGCUGUUAAUCAAAACCACUAUCACCAUUUAAUGGAUAAUUUACAUCAAAACUAUAGCCCUUGUUCGGAAUUCUAUGAAUACGUCUGCUCCAAAUGGCCUGAGAAUCAUAAGGAGAAUAAGGAUGAUUAUAACUCCGUGGGUAAAAUGAUGUACCAUGAAGCGAAUGUGGAAAUAAUAGAAUAUUUGGAAAACAGCGAUGUUUCAGGCAUGCCAGAUCAUGUCAAAUUGGUAAAGGACUUCUACAUGUCCUGUGCCCAGGGCAAGGAUUAUAAUCCUUUGGAAUUUAUGCACUGGCUGGAGAGGGAGGAAAAUAUGAAAUGGGCCCUGCUCACACCACUCGAGGAUAAGGAUGUUGUCUUCGAUUGGCCCUCUACCAUGGCCAUAUUUCGUAAAUAUGGUUUCAAUGAUUUCCUGGUGGAACUAUGGAGCAAAGCCAAGGAGAGUUUUGAAUAUAUCACCGAAUCACAAAUGGAAAGUUUCAAGGAGCGUAUAGCUCUACCUUCCGGUGCCAUGGAUUUUAUGGAUCUAUGGAAGACCAUUGAAGAGUUUGAACAGAAAUUUGGUGAAAUUCAAGUGGCUGAGCCGGAAGAAAAGAAAUAUAAAUUCAAGGACUUGCCAUAUACAUGGUUAAGGAAAUAUUUGUCCCUCCUGGUGAAGCCCCAACAUGUGGACGAGGAUAAGCUCUUAGCUAUUAAUAAUGUGGUCUGCAUGGAAGAUCUGGAUAGGCUAGUAAAGGAAUACGAUGACGCCUUCCUUUGCCGUUAUUUGGAGUUACAUUUCCUCAUGUAUUUGCAACAGGCCCAAGAUCUGGGCAAGGCCAAUAUAUGUAUGGCCAUGACGGCGAAUAUUUUGGACAUGCAGGUUGAAUGGAUCUAUGAACAGCUGCAUCCCGAAUUGAAGAAGGAAAUUCCCAAAAUCCAACAAAUGUUUAACAAUAUUAUCAAAAAUGUCAAUGCCAGUCUGCAGGGUGCCAAGGGCGAUGUUGUGCCCCAGGAAUUCUUCGGCAAACUGGAAACCAUGAAACUCUAUGUGGGUAAUUUCCCUCUGCCAAAUAUGACGGAAUUUUUAAACACACUCUAUAAAGACGCCAAAUUAGAUGCCAACGAUUUUUAUGGCAAUUAUAUGCAGCUACUAAAACUAACCGCUGCCAUGCAAAUGAACAAUGCCAAGGGUCACCUGGAGAAAUUCUAUCAAACUCCAACUUAUCGCAUUUUUACCUGGACCUUUAGAAUGCAAUAUUUUGAUAAUAUAAAUCUGCUGAUCCUGCCAUUGGGCCUAUUGCGUCCGCCACUAUAUCAUCUGGCCUAUGAGGACAUUUUCAAAGCCAGCGGUUUGGGUAGCAUUAUGGCGGAAGGAAUUUUCAAACCUCUCUAUGACCUAGAUGAUCCCGCCAAUCCCGCCGAUAUCGACAAUUUAGUCGAUUUCAUUAGUUUAUAUUCGCCAUUUGAAAUCUACUUCUCAUCGCUGCAGCCGGAUGAGAUCAAGAGAUAUGAGGGCAUGUUCAACACGACAUCGCUGCAGCAGUUGAAGCAAUUGUUCUACAUCAAUGGCAUUCAUUAUCAGUGCGAAGAGGAUUACGCCGAUGAAGAUCGGGUCAGUUUUAAUAUUAUCAAUUUGCCGGCGUUCAAUGAUGCAUUCGAUUGUAAAUUGAAUAAAUUUUUGAAAAAGAUGACGUAAUACCGAUGAGAAAAUAAAAUUGAAAUGAUGAAAAAGUAAAAAA